Sclerotinia trifoliorum is the source of this 1416-nucleotide messenger RNA. The record is from the annotation of a GenBank genome assembly. NCBI's taxonomy places the organism in Eukaryota, Fungi, Ascomycota, Leotiomycetes, Helotiales, Sclerotiniaceae.
CGUCUCAAAAUUGGGAAAGAAAAUACAGAAGAAGGAAACCCAUUCGUUGAUUAAGCAAUUGUAACAAUAUGCAGGUUCAUAGAUAUGCACUGAAUCACUGAUAACCAAUAAUUCCAAUUUUUGAUUUUCUAUAAGCAGGAUUGGCUGAUAAAUUAUCACCUAUGAGACUAUGAUGUCUGUUCUAUGGCUAAAAAAGCAGGUGAAGGAAAGAGAGAAAAAAGAGAUGGCUAUGACGUAGCGUGGUUAAUAAUUUACUGACCAGAGCGGUUUGGUCUUUCUGACUCUUUCAUUUCUUGGUUGGGCCACACUCACCACAAUUACAAUUCCAAAGUGAUCUAAUCUAUUUUCAGUAUUUGCCAAGUCUUCCUUGCUGGUUCAUAACAGGUGCAAUAAUGAUUAAGCUUGGCUAGAUUGGUGACGUUGUACCUCCAACUCAAGCAAAAUCGGGAAGUCGUACCAUUCAGAAUUCCCGGUUCCCGAAAAGUUCUACUCAUACAUAAAGGCCCUCUCUCCCAUUAUUAGUUACACUUUGCAAACAGACAUUCCAAUCUUCUCUCCAAAAAAACAAAGAACUUUCUGCUUUUUAAGAUACUCAUCUAUCAGUAUACACAUCGGCUUCUCAAUUCGAUACCUUUUUACCAAUCAAAUCCAACAUCAUGCCUUUCACAGCAAGGUAAGAAACAUUCUCCCAGUUCCUUUUCGGCUCUGUCGGAUAUCAUACAUACUACACCCCCCUCAGUUCAUGUCAAAAGAAUCAAAUACUGACAUUCCAUGACAGCGAUAUCUGCAAGAUCAUUCUCGCCAUCAUCCUACCACCUAUUGGUGUAUUCCUUGAGAGAGGAUGCGGUGCCGAUUUGCUCAUUAACAGUAAGCCUCUCCAGAUAUCAUUUUCUGGGUGUACGCUCAAAAAUAUUAACACGGGUCAUAGUCCUUCUCACCAUUCUUGGAUAUAUCCCCGGUAUUAUCCACGCCUUAUAUAUUAUUCUGAAGUAUUAAGCUUCACCUCAUGAUGACGCCUUUCCUCAACUCAACACGAACAAUAAAUCUUUACUCUCCUCGACCAACGAUACCCCAAUCUAUCUUCCGUCUCUUUCCACACCUUCUCGAAAUCAGAUGUCACCCUCACGGUUCAUGCUCAGAAAUAUUUGAUGAAUAAUUGAUCUCUUGGCAUCGGAAGUUUCGGCUGCAGAAUAUUUCUCGGCUUGAAAAUAUGAUGGCUUGGGAGUUUUGGACAUGGGGCAUGCGUGGGUAUGAAUCAUUUGGGGAUGGUCAUGAUUUCUGAUUAUACUUAUCUUUUGCGCAUUUCAUAAAAUGGGGUUUUAAUGGAAUGGUUUUUUUUUUUUCAUUGGGUCUUCUGGCAGCAUGUCUACGGAUUUGCGGUGCAAUACGGGUUUCGCGGGUGAAUCGUACAGAGGG